GAAGGUUCGAUCUCUUCCACCAUCAUCAGCGAUUUCUUCCACAUCUUCACAGAUCGCAGCUAGGGCACGCGACUUCACUUCCGGCGCCCAUACUCUUCGUUCCGGCAAGCAUACAGCCACCUCUCCUCUUCGGGUUAAGAAGAGGAGAGUAUACCACCUAUUCCGGACAGCACCUUCGCCGACGGGCAGCAGCUUCCUUCCAACUCCCAUUUGUUCACUCAUCGAGUCAGAUUUUGGUGCCACUGAAAGACAAGGUGUGAGACAUUACUAUGGAGCUAGAAACCUUCAGAGAAUGACAUAUCAGGAAAGUUUCAAGGACUGGGAAUCAAUUGGAGUCAAAAUAAUACCUAUUCUGUCCCAACCUGAUGAAAGAUGGAGUGGCGAAAGAGGAUAUGUACAGACAGCUUUUUCAAGAGCUAAAGAUAUACUAAAUCCUUCAUCAACUGUUGUUGUGCUUUGUGGGCGCAAACAAAUGGCUGAGUUUGGAUUCAUAGGAGUAUUUGCUGGUCUGGUACCUAAUCUGCUAGUCUCCUCAAGCAUGCUUUCCAUGAGAGUUGUAGAUAUCUCCCCUAUACGUGUCACCUCUAUACCAACAAAAUACUUGAGAUCGCCUAAGUUCUUAUUUUGAAAAUGCUGGCGGAGAUAAUCUUUCAGUUAUGCAAUCCCAACUGCAUCAUCCUUGCUAAUGAUAAUGUGGUCCACAAACAAGAAGAAGAAUGCAUCUACUUGACUGAGAGGAAUUAUGUUGAGGCUCUGUUUGAUGAACUUGUAGAAAGUACAAGAAAGCUGAUAAAAGCAACUUCUAGAGAGAUUGAGAAAUGGAGAUAAAAUGGCAAAUAUGUUGCUCUUCUCCAUGUAAAGGCGUACAGAACUAUCCAACCUUUAAUUUCUUACGUCGUUAAGAAAAAUUAAUCGAAUAUUUAAAGAUUGUUAAGUCAGACUACUAGUGGCACGUUUUUUGUGUUUUUUUUCCCUUUGAUUUGGUUGUGGUGCAACUUUAAAUCAUUUCUUUUUCUCCACGUUGUAUUAUUGAAAUGGUUGAACUGAAUUUGAUGUUGAUGCUUCCUCAACCUCAACUGAGAUGGAAAAAGAAUUUUGAUAA
This is a messenger RNA of Zingiber officinale, 1102 nucleotides long. RefSeq names its product fruit protein pKIWI502-like. Gene Ontology annotation, molecular function: oxidoreductase activity. The coding region runs from base 293 to 628 and encodes 111 amino acids. The record is from RefSeq and is a predicted model, not a curated record. NCBI's taxonomy places the organism in Eukaryota, Viridiplantae, Streptophyta, Magnoliopsida, Zingiberales, Zingiberaceae. The transcript is spliced from 6 exons.